Messenger RNA from Plasmodium falciparum 3D7, 534 nucleotides. Lineage: Eukaryota; Apicomplexa; Aconoidasida; Haemosporida; Plasmodiidae. The record is from RefSeq and is a predicted model, not a curated record.
AUGGCUAGCGCACCAAAUGAAAAAACAUUUUGUUCAGCUUUAAAAGAGAAACAAGAUGAUAAUGAAAAACAAAAUAUAGGAUCAUUUACUUCUUCAUGCGAAGAAGAAAAAAUUGAAGAACAUGCUCUUUAUGUUCCGGAAAAUUUAGUGUGCUUAAUUUGUUAUGAUGAUAUCGAUGAAAGUAAUUAUAUCGAAUAUAAAACUGAUGAGCAUAGUAAAUGGUAUCCUAGUAAGUUUUGCCUGACUUGUACAGGUAUUUUAAUUGAUAGUCAAUAUGAAAAAUAUAUUAAUAGUGUGCAAAAAUCUGAAUGUUUAAAAGAACAAACAAGUUUAUUAAAAAUGGGCCCACCAAUAAAUGUAAAAGAUAAAAAUGGAUAUCCACAAUCAGAUGAUAAAGAAAUAUAUAGUCUCUGGUAUUUUUGUGAUAAAAAAAUACAUUCAGCAAAACUAAAGGGAAGUCUUAUGGGUGAAGAGAGGAUGAAAUUAUGGAAUGAGUUAAAGAACUUUCUUAUAAAAGAAGAUAAAAAGGAUUAA